Molecule: messenger RNA, 1145 nt
Organism: Erythranthe guttata (spotted monkey flower)
Lineage: Eukaryota; Viridiplantae; Streptophyta; Magnoliopsida; Lamiales; Phrymaceae
Product: vesicle-fusing ATPase
Biological process (GO): Golgi to plasma membrane protein transport; SNARE complex disassembly; intra-Golgi vesicle-mediated transport
Cellular component (GO): Golgi stack
Molecular function (GO): ATP hydrolysis activity; ATP binding
Source: RefSeq, a predicted model, not a curated record
UUUUUUUACAGUUAUUUGUUCUGAAAUUUAUUAUUAGGUUUCUUCCUCCUCCCGAAAACUUCAACCUUGCGUUGCUAUCCGUGGAAUUGGAGUUGGCAAACAAAGACGGAAAAGAUGAACUUGUAGACGCCAUCCUUUUUUCCAAGCAUAUUCGCGAGUACUUUCUCAGCCAUGUUAUGACAACCGGGCAGAGGGUAUUAUUAAAAUACAAUGAAAUUGGAUAUAUCUUCACUGUAAAUCAAGUUGCUGUUCAGGGUAAAGAAAAAACCAAUCGUAUCGAGAGAGGGAUGAUAUCAGCCGACACACACAUCAUUUACGAAGCACCGUUGUCAAGUGGGAUACAGAUUUUCAACCAGCGGGAACCUACCAACAUCUCCAAGGACAAAGAAUCCGGUCUAGUUGACCUUGAACGCUGCAGACUGAAUGGAUUCAUAAACUGUGGUUCCCGACAUGAUCACACUUAUAGAAGAAUUCGGCUGUUAACGGAAAAGGUUAAAGUUAGUGAAGGAAGCCCCCUUGUUACUUGCCUUCUCGAAGGCCCACGUGGCAGUGGUAAAACUGCGAUGGCAGCAACAAUUGGUAUUGAAAGUGAUUUCCCCUACGUCAAGAUAAUAUCCGAUGAAACAAUGAUUGAACUCAGUGAACCCGCGAAAUGUGCCCAGAUUGUUAAGAUAUUUGAAGAUGCUUACAAAUCGCCACUAAGCAUAAUUAUCCUCGACGAUGUCGAAAGGCUAUUGGAGUACGUUGUAACUGGGCCUCGUUUUUCGGAUUUAAUUUAUCGCACAUUUUUGGUGCUCCUGAAACGGCUUCCUCCAAAGGGGAAAAAACUUCUCGUUAUCGGGACUACAAGUGGAGUAAAAUUCCUGGACUCAGUCGGCAUUCGAGAUGCAUUCGCACUUACCUACAAUGUUCCGACACUAAAGAAAGAAGACGCCAAAAAGGUGUUACAGCGGCUUAACGUUUUCUCAAGUCAGGAUCUUGAUUCUGCUGCCGAGGCGUUAAAUGACGUAAGUCUCGUAUUCGGCACAGUUAAAUAUGAAAUAGAAGGUCGAAAAUGUGUGUUGUGUUAUUAUUGCUCAUCCGCAUUAUAGCUAAUAAAUCGCUCGAGUAUGAUAACAACAUAAACUGCCACCUCACCCUCUUUU